AUAAAAGCUAAAUAAAUGUGAACAUUUAUUCAGUUUCCCCAAAACACUAAAUGUUGGACUAUAAAUUGUUCUUGUAUUAUACUUAUACAUUGUUUUAUUCUAUUCUACUGUUCCAUUUACUUAGUAUGAUAUUGUAUUUCUUGUGGCAAAGUACCUCGUUUACUGGCUACUUGAGCCAUCUCCAUUGUAGCUAGUUUGUUCCUCAGAAAAAAAACCCGUUGCUGACAGUUGAGGAUAGCUGCAACGUCAGAGAACAGACACAGAAAAAACAAGAGGGAAGAUGAGUCAAAGCGAGCAGCAACAGCAGGAUGAAAUCCCAGCAUACCUCAAAGAUGAGCAUCCAGCAGACGGUAACAAGGAUCACCCUGCGCCUCAGCCAGGCAUGUUCUCCAGAGUGACUGGAGGACUCUUCAGUGUCACUAAAGGUGCUGUGGGAGCCACUGUGGGUGGGGUGGCCUGGAUAGGAGGGAAGAGCUUCGACAUGACCAAGACCGCUGUCACCUCAGUGGCCGCUGUACCUGGCAUUGGGGUGGGGCUGGUGAAAGGAGGGGUGUGUGCUGUAGCUGGAUGCGUGUCUGCAGUAGGCUCAGCGGUGGCCAAUAAAGUUCCUAUUGGAGGAGGCAAGAAGAAGGACAAGUCUGACUGAGGAAGGGACGGACGGCGAUGCCGUUUUGUCUGUUUCGUCUACAGUGUGAAGGGGCCUGGAGGGCUACAGAGGAUUCAAAGUUGUGUGUGUGUUCUCUUUUUGUGGUGGCCUACACUCUGAUCCGUAAGUGUCUAUGGACCACUCUCAUUAUGUGGCGGCCUGGUCACAGAGGGGGAGACUAAUUAAGUGGUUUCCUGGUCAGUAGUGCAGGGGCCACCACACCCGUCUUUGUCUGCAAAAUAACCAGUGCCUCAAACUGUUGGAAUAUGAAAUGACUGACUGUGAAUGUUGUAUUUACUCUGUAGAUAAAAACCAGCCAAGAAAAUAUUAGGCUUAUUUUAUUGCUUAGUAUUUGUUCCAUCUCCUGGUUGCUGUUUAAGAAACAGGCCAAGAACAUUUUCACAAUGUUUAAGGCGGUGUUCAUGUUCACUGCUGUGUUUGGCAGUCAGACAAUCAGUGAUCGAUGCCUAGUCCGGCACCUCUAACAGUAAAUAAAAAGGAUCUCAUGGGGGGGGUUUGGUGCUGGGACUGCACAGGGGGUUACUACCUUGACCCCCGAGCAGAGGUGUGGUUCAGAUCGAAGAAGCCAGCACCGGGCUGCUCCAACCACCGAGGCAGCGCCUUGUUUUGAAAAGCAUUGGAAACGGCGGGGAGUUGAUGGCUGCACUCCAUCUCUCUGAUUGAUUUUAUUUCUGAGAUUACGGACUCUAUGCGUCUGGGGCCCAGCCGCUCAGCCUUGGUGCUCUUUCCCACAACAACACUCAUCACUCUCCCACCCCUCCCCAAUAAUUACUGCGGCACGCUGGGGUUUCAACGCUACCUGCAAGGGCUAUGGUAGACUGAACACUGCUAGGGAAGUCGAUGUUCCUGACUAGAUGUUUAUGCUGGUGGAUAUUGUUUUCUUUUGUUUUUUCUUCUUCCCCUGUAAAGUAUACGAUUUAUAUCUCAAACUCCCCAUUCCUGAUGUGAGGGGGAUUUCUUUUUUCGUAGGGAUAUUAUUUCUCCACCAGGGAAAUGCUCUAAAGUGGACAUGUUCAUUUCCAUUCAUCUUUUUCAUCUUCAGAAAACGCACUCUGGUGCAAGUAAUGUAACCUUAUGUUUUUCAAUGACAAAGUAGUUUUAGGAUCCGUUUCCCCUUUGAUGGUAUGGACUCUUCAUUUUUUCACUGAUGGUGCGUUGAAUCGCAGAGCUCUGUCACUGCUGUUCCUUCCUCUCUUGCUAUAUUUUGAUCUUUCACUUUACAGCAAGGUGCCUUAUUCCCACAAGAAAGCCUGAACUAAAGUAACUUUUUCAUAUUUUUAACCUACCACUAAUAUAUCUAUCAUCUUAUUCCGUUGUCCACAUCUUGUUCUACUGCCAAAAAACAAACCAGCCUACUUUAGCAUUAACCAUUUCUGAAUACAUUUAAGGAGUUGUCUUUUUCUAUUGUUUGUAUUAGAAAUAAAAUGUAUUCAUAUUAUUAAUAUACAGUUCCA
This is a messenger RNA of Oncorhynchus gorbuscha (pink salmon), 2121 nucleotides long. Its product is annotated as transmembrane protein 263-like. The transcript is spliced from 3 exons. Bases 281 to 646 code for a protein of 121 amino acids. NCBI's taxonomy places the organism in Eukaryota, Metazoa, Chordata, Actinopteri, Salmoniformes, Salmonidae. The record is from RefSeq and is a predicted model, not a curated record.